This is a messenger RNA of Triticum turgidum subsp. durum (durum wheat), 462 nucleotides long. The record is from the annotation of a GenBank genome assembly. Lineage: Eukaryota; Viridiplantae; Streptophyta; Magnoliopsida; Poales; Poaceae.
AUGGCCUUGGGCGGCGGGGGCACGGCCGCCGCGCGGCGGCUGAGGGAGCGCCGCGCCGUGAGCGUGGAGUACAAGCGGGUGCCCUGCGAGUACGCGCGCCGCCGCAACCUGUCGGUGCGCGUGGAGGAGCGCGCGCCGCCGGGCGGCCUGACGAUCCGGUUCCUGUACCAGGGCGGGCAGACGGACAUCGUGGCGGUGGACGUGGCGGCGGCCGGGUCGUCGAGCUGGCGGUCCAUGACGCGGGAGCGCGGCGGGCCGGCGUGGAGCACGGGCCAGGCGCCCGCGGGGCCGCUGCAGCUCCGGAUGGUGGUCACCGGCGGGUACGACGGGAAGUGGGUGUGGGCCGAAGGGGAGGUCCUCCCGCGGCGGUGGGCCGCCGGCCGGGUGUACGACACCGGGGUGCAGAUCGCCGACGUCGCGCUGGAGGGGUGCUCCCCCUGCGACGCCCGAGAGUGGAAGUGA